Molecule: messenger RNA, 2084 nt
Organism: Heterocephalus glaber (naked mole-rat)
Lineage: Eukaryota; Metazoa; Chordata; Mammalia; Rodentia; Bathyergidae
Gene: Haus5
Product: HAUS augmin like complex subunit 5
Biological process (GO): spindle assembly; centrosome cycle
Cellular component (GO): centrosome; HAUS complex
Source: RefSeq, a predicted model, not a curated record
UGACGUCAGAGGCGGGCGCCACACUUGAGAGCGGGAGGCGGGGGUGGUGGCCGUUCUGUUAUGGAGCUAGUGCAGGAAGCGCGGGAAUUGGGUCGCUGGGCGGCCGAAGAGAUGGGGAUGCCCGCUGUAGCCCAGGCCCCGGAGUCGACGCUGCGCAGGCUGUGUCUGGGCCAGGGGGCUGACAUCUGGGCCUACAUCUUGCAGCAUGUGCACAGUCAGAGGAAUGUCAAGAAGAUUCGGGGAAAUCUACUCUGGUAUGGCCACCAGGACAGUCCAGAGGUCCGUCGGAAGUUGGAGCUGGAAACCACUGUGUCCCGCCUAAGGGCAGAGAUCCAAGAGUUAGACCAGAGCCUGGAGCUGAUGGAGCAAGAGAAUGAAACUCAGGACGUGGCCACAGAACAGUCACUGCAGAGCAUUCGAGACACCCAGUAUCGAGCUCUUCUCCUCCGGGCCCAAGCUGGAGCUGUUCGAAGACAGCAUCAUGGGCUCCGAGAUCCCAUGAAGUGGCUACAGAAUCAGCUCAAGCACCUGCAGGACAUAGAGAGGAAGGCCAAAGUUGAUGUGACCUUUGGAUCUCUGACGUCAGCAGCCCUGGCCCUGGAGCCUGUGGUCCUGCGUGAUGUCCGAAUGUCCUGCACCCUCCGGGCCCAGUUCCUACAGAACCUCUUGGUGCCCGAAGCCAGGGAAGGCAGUUCCCCAAGCCCCCAUGAUGACCACUUUGGAACUUCUUACCAGCAGUGGCUUAGCUCAGUAGAGACACUGCUGACAAAUCACCCCCCAGGCCACGUCCUGGCUGCCCUGGAGUACCUGGCUGCAGAGCGGGAGGCGGAGAUCCGGUCCCUGUGUGGUGGGGAUGGGGUCAGAGACAUGGAGAAAUCCAGGUGUGGAGUGACAUGUUCCAAGUCAGGGAAGGCCUGUGGGCCCCAGGCCCUGGCCCCAGCAGACUCCAGCCAAGCCCUGCCAUCCUUGGUGCAUCUCAUCCAGGAGGGCUGGCGGGCUGUGGGUGCACUGGUCACCCAGCGAGGAGCCCUUCUGAAGGAGCGUCAGGUCCUGACUGGCCAUCUCCAGGGCCUGGUGGAGGAGGUGGAGAGACACAGCAUGGGACCCAGAGAGAAGAAGGCACUAAUGCUGGGCCUUCAAGGCUGUGGCCUGCGGGCAGAGCUCAAAGCCUUGUGUUCCCAGAGCCAGGAGCUAGAAGACGCAUCUGGGCAUCAGCAGCUCCUCCUCCGAGAGCUGCAGGCCAAGCAGCAGCGAAUUCUGCACUGGCGGCAGCGGGUGGGGAAGACCCAGGAGCAGAUUCGCCUACUCAUCAAGGGAAACUCAGCCAGCAAGACACGCCUGGGCCGGAGCCCUGGGGAGGUGCUGGCUCUGGUUCAGCAAAAGGUGAUCCCUACCUCUGAGGCAGUGGCACCACAGAGCCAAGAGCUGCUGCACUGCCUGGAAGAGGGAGCCCGGCACCUGCCUCACAUUCUCCUGAGCACCCUGCUACGGCACAACCCUGAAGGGUUGAAGUCCCUGCCCACACUCCUACCAUCCAUCCACCAGUUGCACCCUGCAUCCCCCAAGGGCUCCAGCCUGAUAGCAUUGAGCCACACACUGGGGCUGCGUGCAGGGAAGGGCCCAGAGCUGCUUCUCCCAAAGGCUGCCUCUCUUCACCAGGACCUUUGGUUCCUCCAGGACCAGCAGAGUCUCUGGUGCAGGGAUCUGCUUCACAUGAAGACCAGUCUACCACAGGGACCAUCCACACAGGAGCUGCUGCAGAUCCAGGCAUCCCAGGAAAAGGAGCAAAAGGAGAGCCUGGGGCAGGCUCUAAAGAGGCUGGAGAACAUGCUGAAACAGGCGCUGGAACGCAUCCCUGAACUGCAGGAGGUUGUGGGGGACUGGUGGGAGCAGCCAGGCCAAGCUGCCCUCUCUGAGGAGCUCUGCCAGGGCCUGUCCCUGUCCCAGUGGCGUCUGCGCUGGGUCCAGGCCCAGGGGGCCCUGCAGCAACUGUGCAGAUGAGGAAGAGGCUAACUCGGGCCAAGAAUUCCACACUUUUUCAUUCAGCACCUCUUCUUCUCCAAUAAAACAUUCAAAAGAAAGCA